Messenger RNA from Arachis ipaensis, 1796 nucleotides. NCBI's taxonomy places the organism in Eukaryota, Viridiplantae, Streptophyta, Magnoliopsida, Fabales, Fabaceae. The record is from RefSeq and is a predicted model, not a curated record.
AUUGGGAACAUGAUGAGGGUAUAAACAUUAUGAAUGAGAUAUUAUAGUGAGAGUAAUGGUUUGUAAGAGUAAGACCAUGUUGGCGAAGAAGCAUACAUACACGUUACUAAAGCAAGCGAAGACUACUUUUCUAUGAGGACAUACUUUGCCAUCAGUGUCUUAAUUACUUUGUUGUCCGAAGCAAUUAUUAACGACAAAGAAAAUGACAUGUUCCAAAGAAGAACUUCUUCUUAGAGUCUUCAAUUAUGCCUCAGGCUAUUUCCAUCUUCUCCUCAACCAUGUCUCAGUCUCUUUUCAGCUUCUCUUCCUCUUCCUCUUUUCCCUUGCUAUUUUUCUCCUCACCUUCUCAACCUUCACUGGCAGAUUCCCCUUAAUCCAAAGAGAUCAGCAAUAUGAAUAUGUGUUUUCUGAAGACGACGAAGAAGAAGAAGCGCAACAAGGAUAUGGUCACCAUGCUGAGAAGGUGAGAGAUCAUGUAGCAGCAUCAUCUGCAGACUCAAUCCAUGGCAGGGAAACCCUUUUGUUUGAGGAGCCUCAGAAAAAGCAGCAUUGUUCUCAUUCUGAAGAGUUUGCAACCCCCCGAGAGAGCUUGAAUGAACAAGACUCAGAAUUUAUAGGAAGAAAUGCUGAUUCUGUUUCAAACUCUGUCUCAUUUGCAAGCAGCUUUGUUCCAAAAAUAUGAUGAAGAAAUGUCCCUCUUAGACAGAAUUAGUGCACAGAAACUUGAGGAAACAGAGUAUUUAAGAUCCAUGGAAGCCUCUCCAAGAUCAAUUUCAGAGCGUAUUGCAUCAAGUGUGAAGAAGAAAGCAGGUGAUAUAGGUCACAAUAACCCAUAUGGUGAACUAGAGGCCGCUUAUGUUGCACAGAUUUGCUUAACAUGGGAAGCUCUUAAUUGGAACUACAAAAACUUUGAAUCGAAACACGGCUGGCGCCACGAGGCUGAUAGCGGUUGUCCUGCCAGCACAGCACAGCAAUUCCAGCAAUUUCAGGUAUUGCUGCAGAGAUACAUUGAGAAUGAGCCCUUUGAACAUGGCAGAAGACCAGAGAUUUAUGCUAGGAUGAGGCUCUUGGCACCAAAAUUGCUUCUAGUCCCACAAUGUCCAGAUUGGGAGAAUGAUGAAAAGCAUGGGGGUAUGGAGAGUAGAAUAUCAUCAGCGUCAUUCCUGAAGAUAAUGGAGGAUGGGAUCCGAACAUUCAUGAAGUUUUUAAAGGCUGACAAAGAGAAACCGUGUCAGAUGGUGGCUGCUUACUUUUGGAGAAAUCGGAGAAUCACGGUUGAUCCAACACUCCUCCGCCUAAUCAAGAAAGUUAAUCAAAAGAAGAGGAAGAAGGUGAAGGAUGCUGGGUUGAGGAGGAGAAAGCUUAGAAAGGGUGAAGAAGAAGAGAUGGAUGUGUUAAUGGCAAUGAUAGACUUGAAGGUGGUGUCGAGGGUGCUGAGAAUGAAGGAGUUGAGCGAAGCGCAGUUGCAUUGGUGUGAACACAAGAUGAGCAAAGUUAGAAUCGUCGCAGGGAAGCUUCAAACAGAUUAUUCCACUCCACUUUUCUUCCCUUCAAUCUAAUCCAUGCAAACCAAGUGACACAAAUUUAAUUUAACCAACACUAGCUUUUAGUUUUGUCUACUUUUGAUUUGAUCUGCAUCAAAAGAAGAUUAAGAGAAUAAAUAAGUUACAGUUACACAUAGACAAUUAGGCAGGUAGAAUAAAGCAGUAGUAAGCCUUGGAGGCCGAAACAGUUGAUACACAAUAAAAUUGUAAUUUUGUUAUAUUAUUAGCUUCAAUAACAACAUCACUUGUCCU